Molecule: messenger RNA, 801 nt
Organism: Choiromyces venosus 120613-1
Lineage: Eukaryota; Fungi; Ascomycota; Pezizomycetes; Pezizales; Tuberaceae
Source: the annotation of a GenBank genome assembly
CAGCCUAUUCCGGGUGUUGCCCGACUUUUUUCGCUUGUACAAAAAAACAUUGCAAAACAUGUCUACCCCCAUUCUCACCCAUACGCCAGAUCUGUGUGUCACCCGACUUACCAGUACUCUCUCCAAGAUACCUCUCUUCACUACCGAUAGUAUCAAUAGCUGGGACCCACACUCGCUCUCCAUCCCCAGGGGGUAGACCCAAUCAGAAGAGCAAACAACUCAUCUCGGAUACUACUGCUACCACCACAUCCUCCCCACUCGCAACAAAUGCCUCAAAAAAAAAUACAGCACAAUGUCAGCUCCCCAUUCUUACCACCCCGCAUACUCUAACCCUCUCGUCUGAGGAAGCCGCCAUACGUAAAUUCUUUGUCGACACCACGCAAGAAGUCGACAAAGACAAGCCCGAGGAUGACCGCCUGCUUUUGCACUUCACCAACGGUUGGGCUAGGGCUCUGAAGCACAGAUAUCGACAUGGGGAUAAAAAAUAUGACUGGGUAUGAUUUCACAACUUGACUGUUCGAGUACAUUGGUACAAGCAUGGAGAAGUACGGCCCCAAACUGGGCAGUGUGAGCAAGAUCGAGAGCAAUCCCAAGAAGUCCACGCAUCUGGAGACUGCUCGUAUGAAGAUUCUAGGAUUGGAUUUCGAUUUUGUUAAUCUGAGGAGUGAGUCGUAUUCUGGAGAUAGUCAGAUUCCACAUAUGGAAUUCGGAACCCCAAAACAAGAUGCCCUCCACCACGACUGCACAUCAACACCCUUUUUUACAACCUACACACUGAACUACUGGAGAAUUUCAGAGGCC